AUGGCGGCUAGGACUGUUAUUGGAGCGACAGUCAAAGCCGUAAGUCGACAGCGAAAAUUUGCUGCACGAAAGGCUGCUUUAACUUUGACUCCAGCCGCUGUAAAUAAAAUUAAAACACUCUUGGAAGGACAUCAAGAUACAAUUGGUCUCAGGGUAGGGGUACGCCAAAGAGGAUGCAAUGGUCUCUCAUAUACAUUAGAUUUUGCUAGUGAAAAAGGAAAAUUUGAUGAAGUUGUUGACCAAGAUGGUGUAAAAGUUUUAAUAGAUUCAAAAGCACAGUUGUCAUUACUGGGGACAGAAAUGGACUAUGUUGAAAACAAGCUGUCUAGUGAAUUUGUCUUUCAUAAUCCAAACAUCAAAGGAACAUGUGGAUGUGGAGAAAGUUUCAACAUCUGACAUCUAAUAAUAGAGAACUGUUCAAUUUUCCAAGACCCAAAAGUCACACCUGAAUGACAAAAAAAAGAUCAAAGUGACAUAAUAUACUGGUGUCAUGUCACCAUCAACAAGAUUCCAUGUCUGAGAAUACAAUCAAGAUUUCAUGAAAUCAGUGGAUUGAAAAAAAAUUGACAUGGGUACCAUUUUGUUUCAAGUAUUGAAAGAUUCGUUUAACAGAUCAACAUGAACUUGUAUAUACAAAAAUAUGAUCAGAAAGCAAUUGUAAAAUAUUAUCAAAACAUUGAAUUUGGAAACUUUGAAUUUGUCAAAGUCAAAGUGUAUCAUGAAUAUUAUUAUAUCUGUUGUAGCUGCUGCAGGUAUGCCAAAUAGCAAUGCUGGAACAAAGUGUUAUGACAAGUAAACUCUCUUUCAAAUAAUUAUUUAUUUAAAUUUGUGUAAUUAUUUUGCAGAGAGCCAUUUUAAGCAAACAAAUAAUAGUUUUAACUUAAUUAAAUGUGCACUUUAUUAUUGGAUUAAGUCUUACUAAUAAUGAAAAGGAUUAAGUCUUACUAAUAAUGAAAAGGUUUGUAAAUAAAUAAAACUUGUUUCGUGCUAAAAGUCUCAUAAGUGCGUUAAGACUAAAGACAUGUUGAAGUCAACGAAAAAUAUGAGGUAUUUAACAAAGUCUUGCAUGUGCUUGAUAAUUAAUAUUACUGAAAAAAAAUGAAAAUGUUCUGUUGUAAACAAAUACAAAAAAAAUAAAAUGAAAUAGAAUAAUGAAUAUAUGAAAAUUACAUUCUCAAAAUCCAAAAUAUGAUCAAACUUGGCUAAUAAAAUUGUUUGAUAGAGUGCUAUGGCUAUCGGCCCAUUUAAUAAGUCCUUGCACUUGACAUCAAAUUUAUUCUUUUGAAUUCCUUUUGUAUUGUCAAAAUUUCACAAGAAUAAAUUAGACGUCAAUUUUCAUCAGCCCUAAAACUGCAGAUCACUGGCAUUUCAGGCUAUUUCAUAUUUACUGGUAUACUCUCAUUGAUUUUGACCUUUGACUUGUCUCAUCAUUUGCCACAUAUAUUCAAACAUUAGAUUAAACACACUUAAUCCAUAAAAAAAUAGUACUAAUUACUACUAAACUGUGUAAAUAUUAAUUAUAAGUGCCUUGUCUCUAGCGGAUGUUGUCAUUUCUCUUUAAACUUCAAACUUAAAUAAUUUUGAUAUAAAUAUACGCAAGUACUGUAGGGAAUUAAGUGAAGUCAAAAUAACCUGUUAAAUAGAUAUUACAUGUACACACACUAGUAUCAGAGUUAGAGUUACUAACUCUGCUAGUAUGGAUUGCUUUUAUAUUGCAUUAUUUUGUUUUGUGUCUAUUUGACAAUCACGAGUUUUGUUUCACAGGUUUAAUGACCURACUCUACAAUGUCAUACCAACUAACAUUAAAUACAAAAUUAUAAUAAAUUACAUUUUUUUUUUCUUGUA
This is a messenger RNA of Exaiptasia diaphana, 1846 nucleotides long. RefSeq names its product iron-sulfur cluster assembly 1 homolog, mitochondrial. The transcript is spliced from 4 exons. Gene Ontology annotation, biological process: iron-sulfur cluster assembly. The coding region runs from base 1 to 396 and encodes 131 amino acids. Gene Ontology annotation, molecular function: 2 iron, 2 sulfur cluster binding. NCBI's taxonomy places the organism in Eukaryota, Metazoa, Cnidaria, Anthozoa, Actiniaria, Aiptasiidae. Gene Ontology annotation, cellular component: mitochondrion; cytoplasm. The record is from RefSeq and is a predicted model, not a curated record.